AUGCUGCCCGCUGGUCAGGAGGCUGACCACAGCUCCAUUGACCUGGAUAAGGCAUUCGCCCUGGCAUUUCUAGCCUUGCUCUGCCUCUUCCUCCUCACCAUGAUCAUCCGCUGUGCCCGCAUGGUCAUCGACCCCUACAGCGCCAUCCCCACCUCGACUUGGCAGGAGGAGCAGAUCUCAAACUGA
Hemiscyllium ocellatum (epaulette shark) is the source of this 186-nucleotide messenger RNA. RefSeq names its product cortexin domain-containing 1 protein-like. The record is from RefSeq and is a predicted model, not a curated record. NCBI's taxonomy places the organism in Eukaryota, Metazoa, Chordata, Chondrichthyes, Orectolobiformes, Hemiscylliidae. The transcript has a single exon. Bases 1 to 186 code for a protein of 61 amino acids.